Acanthocheilonema viteae is the source of this 216-nucleotide messenger RNA. Lineage: Eukaryota; Metazoa; Nematoda; Chromadorea; Rhabditida; Onchocercidae. The record is from the annotation of a GenBank genome assembly.
AUGAAUUUAUGCUUCAUAUUACAGGCAGCUGAAUUAUAUUUGCAUAACGAAGAACAAAUAACGAUGAAUACGAGCGCAGCAUGUAAUCUGGAAAAAUUGGUGCAACGACUUGAGACAGCAACAUUGCGUUUGGAAGCAUUAGGUGCUCAAAAGCCAAUGUUAGCACCGAAGCCUACCAAGAAUGAUACAUCACCAAUGAUUGUUUCUUGAGGAUAA